CUCUAACUCUUUAUACUUACUCCAGUAGCGAUUACUCAUUUCGCAUUAAAUUUGUCAAAACGACACGAUCCCCAAAAUUUUUUUUUACUUGCCUAUAUAAAAUUGGUACAUCUCGAAGUCAAAGCAUAGUUAAAUACGAAUUUAACCAUUCAAUUAUGGAAGAACAAGUUGCUAAAUUGUCUGUUAAGGACAACAAGAAGGAAAAGGCUCCAAAGGCCCCAUUGUUUUUGGACCCUCAACCAGAAUUCAUUGAAGAACGUAUAAGACUUUUUGAUGAAUUAAAGGCCAAGUAUGACGAAGAUAUUCAAAAACGUGAACAUAAACCAAUUAAAAUUACUUUAAAAGAUGGUACUGUUAAAGAAGGGAUUGCAUAUGAAACUUCUCCAGCUGAUAUAGCUUCUUCUAUUGGUAAAUCAUUUUUUGAAAGACAAGUCAUUUCAAGAAUCAAUGGUAAACAAUUAUGGGAUUUACCAAGACCUUUAGAAGAAGAUGUUAAUUUAGAAUUUUUAGAUUUUGAACAUCCAGAAGGUAAAGCUGUAUUCUGGCAUUCUUCUGCCCAUAUUUUGGGUGAAGCUUGUGAAUGUCACUUUGGAUCUCAUUUAUCUCAUGGUCCACCAACUGAUGAUGGAUUCUUUUAUGAUAUGUCUAUCAAUGAUGGUGAAACUGCUGUUACUCAAGGUGACUUUAGUAAUCUUGAACAAGUUGCUACUAAAGCUAUUAAAGAAAAACAAAGAUUCGAAAGAUUAGAAAUGACUAAAGAAGAUUUAUUAAAGAUGUUCCACUAUAAUAAAUAUAAGGUCAAAUUUAUUAGUGAUAAAAUCCCAGAUGGUACUUCAACUACUGUUUAUAGAUGUGGUCCAUUAAUUGAUUUAUGUGUUGGUCCUCAUAUUCCUCAUUCUGGCAGAAUUAAAGCUUUUAAAGUUUUAAAGAAUUCUGCUUCAUAUUUCUUAGGUGAUUCUACUAAUGAUUCAUUACAAAGAGUUUAUGGUAUUUCUUUCCCAGAUAAGAAAUUAAUGACUGAACAUUUAAAUUUCUUAAAGGAAGCUGCUGAAAGAGAUCAUAGAAAAAUUGGUAAAGAACAAGAAUUAUUUUUCUUUAAUGAAAUGUCUCCAGGUUCUGCCUUUUGGACUCCUCAUGGUACUAGAAUUUAUAAUGCUUUAGUUGAAUUUAUUAGAGCUGAAUAUAAAUUAAGAGGUUAUGAUGAAGUUAUUACUCCAAAUAUGUUUAAUUCUAAAUUAUGGGAAACUUCAGGUCAUUGGCAAAAUUAUAAGGAAAAUAUGUUUUCAUUUGAAGUUGAAAAGGAAACUUUUGGUUUAAAACCAAUGAAUUGUCCUGGUCAUUGUAUCUUAUUUAAAUCAAGAGAAAGAUCUUAUCGUGAAUUACCUUGGCGUGUUGCUGAUUUUGGUGUUUUACAUAGAAAUGAAUUUUCUGGAGCUUUAUCUGGUUUAACUAGAGUUAGACGUUUCCAACAAGAUGAUGCUCAUAUUUUCUGUACUGUUGAUCAAAUUAAUACUGAAUUUGCUGGUGUAUUUGAUUUCUUAAGAAGAGUUUAUGGUGUAUUCGGUUUUGAAUUUAGAAUGGAAUUAUCUACUAGACCAGAUAAAUUUGUUGGUGAUAUCGCCACUUGGGAUUUAGCUGAAGCUAAAUUAGAAAAGGCUUUAGAUGAUUUCCAAGGUAAAGGUAACUGGGAAUUAAAUCCAGCUGAUGGUGCAUUUUAUGGUCCAAAGAUUGAUAUUAUGAUUAGAGAUGCUAUGAAGAGAGAAUUCCAAUGUGCUACUAUUCAAUUAGAUUUCCAAUUACCAGCUAGAUUUGAAUUAGAAUAUAAGGCUGAAACUAAUGAUAAAGGUCUGUCUACUUCCAGACCAGUUAUGAUUCAUAGAGCUAUUUUAGGUUCAGUCGAAAGAAUGACUGGUAUUUUAAUUGAACAUUUCAAGGGUAAAUGGCCAUUCUGGUUAUCACCAAGACAAAUUUUGAUUGUUCCUGUUGGACCUAAAUAUUAUGAUUAUGGUAAGAAACUUCAAAAGAAAUUAAAUGAUGAAUAUCAAUUUUAUGUUGAUGUUGAUGUCAGUGGUAAUACUUUACCAAAGAAGAUUAGAACUGGUCAAGUGUAUAAAUAUAAUUUUAUUUUCAUUGUUGGUGAAGAUGAAGAACAAAGUGAAAGUGUUAAUGUUAGAAAUAGAGAUAUUCCAGAAGAACAAGGUAAGAAUGCCAUGAUUAAAGUUGAUGAAGUUAUUAAACAAUUAGUCAACUUGAGAGAAGAAAAGAGAAAUGAUAACAAACUUGUCUAGUCUUAGUCUUAAUGACUGUUGUAGAUGUCAAUAGACGAAUUAUAUAUAUAAUACACACCAAACAUGUACAAAGUAAAGGAU
Messenger RNA from Scheffersomyces amazonensis, 2369 nucleotides. RefSeq names its product threonine--tRNA ligase (gene THS1). Gene Ontology annotation, cellular component: cytoplasm. Gene Ontology annotation, molecular function: threonine-tRNA ligase activity; ATP binding. Gene Ontology annotation, biological process: threonyl-tRNA aminoacylation. NCBI's taxonomy places the organism in Eukaryota, Fungi, Ascomycota, Pichiomycetes, Serinales, Debaryomycetaceae. The transcript has a single exon. The record is from RefSeq and is a predicted model, not a curated record. The coding region runs from base 156 to 2288 and encodes 710 amino acids.